Messenger RNA from Zophobas morio, 2948 nucleotides. RefSeq names its product DNA mismatch repair protein Msh2-like. The record is from RefSeq and is a predicted model, not a curated record. Gene Ontology annotation, biological process: mitotic recombination; mismatch repair. Bases 212 to 2944 code for a protein of 910 amino acids. Gene Ontology annotation, molecular function: mismatched DNA binding; ATP binding; ATP-dependent DNA damage sensor activity. The transcript is spliced from 32 exons. Gene Ontology annotation, cellular component: nucleus; MutSalpha complex. Lineage: Eukaryota; Metazoa; Arthropoda; Insecta; Coleoptera; Tenebrionidae.
CUAAGCUAAAUGGAGAUUGUGUUGUUGGCGUAAAGCGUUUAUCGCUGAGCGGUGACCCAGCAACAAAUGUUGGUCUCUUUCCGGACCAAUAAUAGAGGCGGCCAUAUCCCCACUCUCAUGUGGGUGUCUUUCACUAUAGGAAACUUUAAAAACUACAAUCUGAUCGCUAAAAUGAACGGUAUCGCUAAAAUACUGUGUGGGGCUUACUAUCAUGACUGAAAUUCAAGAUUCUAAAUUUGAAAAGUUUUUCAGUCGGUUGCCAGAGAAAUCCCAUGCUUGUGUAAGAUUUUUUUUUAGGAAUGACUAUUACUCUGUUUACGGCAAAGAUGCUAUUUUUAUAGCUCAAAAAUUCUACCAUACUAUGGCUGUAGUUAAAUAUUUGGAAAGAAGUAUUAGUAGUUUUGAUGAAAAAAAUUAUAGUAAAGAAGAUGACGCGUUUGUGAACCUUAGUUUCCUCAUGUUUGAAUCCACACUUCGGGAGUUACUGCUUUCUUUUCAGUAUAGAGUUGAAGUCUACGGGCGAGAUAAAAAUUAUAACUGGAAAUUGUUGAAAAAAGGUUCUCCUGGAAAUUUACAAGCAUUUGAAGAUGACUUGGCACGAAACUCAGAAAUAUCUACGUCUCCCAUUGUUUUAUCUCUAAACUUAACAGUAAUUAACAAUCAGAAGUGCAUAGGAGCUGCCUUUUCUGACACUUCUUCUGGAAAGUUGGCCGUUUGUGAAUUUACCGAUAACGAUCACUUUAGUAAUCUCGAGGCUCUUCAUGUCCAAAUUAAUGCUAAAGAAUGUCUUUUGUACUCUGAAGAUUCUAAUCCCGAUAAACAUAAAUUAAUUAAAAUUCUUCAACGCUCCGGCCUAAUGAUUACUUUUAGGAAAAAAGAAGAAUUCAGUAACAAAAAUAUUGUGCAAGAUUUGAAUCGUUUAUUGAAACUAAAUGCCUCCUCUGCAACUUUGCCGGAAACUCAACUAAAAAGUGCAAUGUGUUCCCUUGCAGCUGUUAUAAAUUAUUUGGAGCUUUUGUCUGACGAUUCAAACUUUUACCAGUUUGAACUUUCAACAUUCGAUUUAAAUCUUUAUAUGAGGCUCGACACUGCCGCCAGCAAGGCAUUAAAUUUAACUCCUUCUCCUUUAAGCGGCUCUAAUAAGUCAAUGAGUUUGACUGGCCUGCUGGACCGAUGCAAAACAGGCCAAGGCAGACGCUUAUUGGAAAGGCUCGUAAAGCAACCAUUGUUGGAUGUGGCAAAAAUAGAAGAAAGGCAAAACUUGGUGGAGUUAUUUGUCGAAGAUACCAUUCUUCGACAAACUAUGCAGGAAGAGCAUUUGAAAAAAGUUCCGGACUUAUACAGAAUUGCGAGAAGGUUUCUAAGAAAACAGGCCUCCUUGCUUGAUUGUCUUCGCCUAAAAGAAGUCGUUGCACGUCUUCCAGCGCUUCUCGAAGUCUUGAAUUCUUGCGCGUCUCCUAACAAGUUUGUUCUUGACGAAGUUUUUAGUUCUCCUUUAAAAGAGUUGAAAGUCGACUUUGAAAAGUUUGUUGAGUUAAUAGAAACGACUUUGGAGUAUGAUGAAGGUGAGCACGAAGUUUAUAUAAAGCCCUCUUACGACGAGGAUUUGUGGGCCAUUCGGACUUCAAUGGAAGAUAUAAAGACGCAAAUAUCGAAACAACUUCAAAAUGUCGCCAGUGAAUUGGGAUUAAUCCCCGACAAAACCCUUAAGCUGGAACAUGCAGCUCAUUUGGGCUUCUUUUUUCGCGUGACUUUAAAAGACGAAAAAGUGCUGCGCGCCCAAAAAUAUAAGUUCCAUACUUUGGAGACACAGAAAAACGGCGUUCGGUUCACCAACAACGUCGUGUCUACUUUGAAUGAGAAUUAUAAAGCUUUGAAGUCCAACUACGACGAGAAGCAGUCCGUGUUGGCUCAGGAAGUUAUUAAAGUAGCAGGAGGUUAUUGCGAGCCAAUGAUUUCUUUAAACGAAGUAAUUGCUUAUUUAGACGUUCUUUUAAGUUUUGCCGAUGCUUCUGUUAAUGCACCAAUCCCUCACGUACGUCCAAAGAUUCUUCCUAUUGGUUCUGGUAUUAUCACCCUCGAGGGUUCACGUCACCCGUGCCUGGAAGUGCAAGACGACGUCCAGUUUAUUCCCAAUGACUUAUUUUUAUCCAAAAACGAUACGUGCUUUGUUAUUAUUACUGGCCCGAAUAUGGGAGGAAAGUCAACGUACAUUCGGCAGGUCGGUGUUAUUGUGCUGAUGGCGCAACUUGGCUGCUUUGUUCCGUGCACACGUGCUGUUAUUACAGUUAUUGAUUGUAUACAUGCACGUGUUGGGGCAGGAGACAACCAAUUACGGGGUGUGUCAACGUUAAUGGCCGAAUUAUUGGAAACUGCUUCAAUACUUAAAUCCGCUACAGAAAAUUCUUUGCUCAUCAUAGACGAAUUAGGUCGGGGGACUUCCACUUACGACGGUUUCGGAUUGGCUUGGGCAAUUUCAGAAUACAUCCUGAAAGAUUUGAACUCCUUUUGUCUCUUUGCCACUCAUUUUCAUGAGCUGACUGCUAUAAGCAAUGAUUAUCCUCGUGCCAGCAACUUCCACGUGACCGCUCUAACAACAGACAACAAGCUUACACUUUUGUAUCGCGUCAAGCCAGGUUCUUGCGAUCAAAGUUUCGGAAUCCACGUGGCUGAACUUGCCAACUUUCCUCCUGAUGUGCUUCAAAUGGCCAAGCGGAAAGCCGCCGAACUUGAAGAAUUUUCCUCGCUAAACAAUGAGAAUGGUCAAGAGCAAUUGGAGGGAGAGAAGCUUAUUGAUGACUUUUUGAAAGAAGUGAUCGAGAGGCGGAUUAUGGAAAUGAACGAAAACGAAGCAAUAACUUCCCUUAACGAAAUGAAGCGGAAUUUGUUAUUGAAAAAUAAUAUUUAUGUAAACAGUAUUAUAAAUUCCGUUCAAAAUAAAUAAUAAU